CGUGGUGGUGGUAUGGGGCGUCGCCGGGUUUGGGGGUUACGGUGGUGUCGGUGGUGGUGGUUUCGGGCAGGGAAAUAAGGGUUAGGGUUGUCGGAUUUGGGUGGGGAAGUGGAGGGGUUCGAUUCCGACGCCGGCCGCCGCAUCUUUGGGAGCUGGCCGCAGGCAGGGGGAGGGGGGAGGGUGGCUGACAGGGAGGGCUAGGGUUUUUUGGGUGGCUGGCUUUUAUUUUUUGUUUUAUUAUUUUUUUUUUAAUUUUCUUAAAUUUUUUUAAUAAACUUAACGGAAAUCCUAACGGAUUCCGUUAAGUGGUAGUGAUUUCAACAGUUAGUGUGUUUGUGUGGUAGUAAUAAAAAAUAAAAAAAUAAAGGGAUAGCAAAUGUGAACACGGGUGCUUUUCCUGAUAGUAAAUGUGAAAUUUUCCUAAAAAUGAUUUGAUUUCCGUAAAAAUAAUUUAAUUUCAAUAAAAACAAGGAAAAUACACUUUAAUAAUCCCAACUUUGCUCGAUUUACUUUAAAUAAUCCCAACUUUCGAUUAUUCUACAAUGAUCUCAACUUUCACCUGCAUAUUUUUUUUCUUCAAUCCCAAACAAGUCAACAAAAGUCAAUGACCUAAUAUUUUAGGUCACUUGACACGCGUCAAGUCGUAAGUGGUCCAAACAAAUAAAAUAAAAAUUAAAGAAAAAAUCAAUAAAAAAACUAGCCACCACCAGCCUACAACCACCGUUGGUGGCCAAUUCCAUCCACAACCAACCUCGAACCACCACCUCCCUUACCCCAGCCACCAAAAACUCCCCAAAAACCGUCCUUACACCGCAAAACCGACCCCCUCUACCUCUCCCCACCUCCUAAACCAGCCAUAGCCAAAACUCUUGCGUCGAAACCGCCGCCCAUAAAACCCAAAACCACCAUAACCAAAGCCCACAUCCCUGAAACCGUCCCUAUCCCCUCCCCCAACCCCGGAAACCACUUGUCACACCAAUCCUGACCAUCGAAAUCACCUCCCCAUCCCCGAAAUACAAAAACACAACCCUUUCUCUCUCCUAUAAUCGCCGGAAAUCGCAAUCAAAAGGAGUGACGAGAGGGUUUUUGGUGAGGGGAUGGUUUUCGGUAGGUCGAAAAAGUGGGUUUGGGUUUCGUUGGUGGUCGGGGUUCGUGGAUGGUUUGGGUUUUGUGGGUUGGUCGGGAUUUUCGGGGUUGGUGGGUUUCGUGAAUGAAAUUGGCAUUUCGGGGGUGGUCGGGAUUCGUGGGUGGUGGGAGUUUGUGGUGGCUGGGUUUCGUAGGCAGUGGCUUGGCUGUGGGUCUUGCCGGUUGGGGAAGUGCGGCCACCAGCGUUGGAUGGCAGGUGGUCUUUGGUUUUUUUUUAUUUUUUUUAAUUUUAUUAAUUUAAAUUUAUUUAUUUUUUGAACCAAUUAGAAAAGCGACACGUGACAUAUAAUUUUUUUUAAAUGUUAACCCUUUUUUCAGGUAACCGAUAAUCCGAAUUGAAGAAAGAAAACACAUAUGAAAGUUGGGAUCAUUGUAGAAUAAUCAAAAAUUGGAUUUAUUUAAAUUAAAUUGAGUAAAGUUGGGAUUAUUAAAGUGUAUUUUUCCUAAAAAUAUUUCAGUUUAACGUUAAAAACAAGUACUCAGGGAUUUCUGACGUUUACAAAGCCCAUCACCCUCCUCUACUCCUUUAUUGUACUCUGAGCUUUCUCUCCUCCAUCGAAUCAGCUUUUGAGGAACUUCUCAUCCUCACUUUCUUUGUCUACCACAAAAGCUCUGAGGUGGUGGUGGACUGGUGGUCUUGACUGAGCAAAAUUUGUUCUGUAGUUUGAAAAUGAAGAAAGGAUUGCACCCUCAGAUGCAAUGGAUAUCCUAUGUAACCCAAAGUGGUAGGUUGAUUAAUGUCAUGAUGAGUAAAAUCCACCGAGAACCCAAAGUUUAUCACUUCAGAGCAAAACGUCAGAUGGCUCAAAGCUUGGGGCAGAUUGCCAAGUUCAAGCGCCGUUAUGAGCAGGAGCCGAAGGAUGAGGUUAACAAGGAAGAAAAAUAAGGCCUCUAGUUUUAUGUUGACUAUCUCAGUUUCUAUCUGCUGAAAUAAAUUUUUUGCUGCAUUAUUUGACAUGAAUUUAGGUGCUUAUUUAGAAGGUUUCAAUUUAUUUUGAUUCUUGUUAUUUGCUUCUUUAUUGGGUUUUAGCACAAUAUCUUGAGGAUAUCACUUCAAAUGUCAAUAUUGUUAUACUUGGACAAAUGAGGAGAACUAUAUCACUUCAGAUAUCAAUAUUGUUAUAUUUGGACAAAAUCAGGAGAAAUUUAAUGCGUGAGAAAAACAUCCGGAUACUGCGGAUCUGCAGGCAUUUGGUUGAUUACCUGCAUCAA
This is a messenger RNA of Chenopodium quinoa (quinoa), 2358 nucleotides long. RefSeq lists its product as uncharacterized. The coding region runs from base 1817 to 2032 and encodes 71 amino acids. The record is from RefSeq and is a predicted model, not a curated record. NCBI's taxonomy places the organism in Eukaryota, Viridiplantae, Streptophyta, Magnoliopsida, Caryophyllales, Amaranthaceae. The transcript is spliced from 3 exons.